AACCGAUCUGGGCGGUGUCAUGGCAGCUUCGUCUGGCGCCAGGUCGCCAGUUAAUCAAAUAUGGCCGCCCGCUAGUGGGAUGGGUCGCGUGAAGGCGAUUGUAUUUUAAUAAUUUCUUAUCUCCGUAGUUUCAAGGUGGAUAUAGUUAGCCGCGUAUUGGUCACAAGUCAUCGCCCUACCAUUUCCCCCUUCGAAAGUGAAUAAGAACUCUGAACGACGAGGUUAGAAAUGUUGCAGACUGACGCUCGUUGAUAUCCGCCGUCUUUAAAUAUCCCAACAUGAUCCGUCAAAGUUAACGUCAAGUCCAACUUCGAGUCGUCCGACGCUGGCCUUGCCACGCAACAAUGCGAUGCCUUUUUUCCGUCUGGUCGUAACUUUUGGCAUCAGCCGGUACUCGAUAUGACUCCGCCUCUGAGUCGCAAACGCGGGUCAUCUGUCAGCUUUACUCGAGCAAAAGAUGACGAAGAUACCGGAGGUGAAAUACAAAUAUCCCUUGCCCCUUACAUCCAGACCUACCUGGCCCACAGUGGUCAAGGGUCAGGAUGCUGUGGCAUAGGGUUACCCAUUCCGUUUGAACGAGCCGCGCCAAGAUCCUGGUGGCAUCCUAAAUUUGACUCUGAGAUAUUAGAGGAUCAAUUCAAGAGGAGCGCAUAUCCUCAGAUCAGACUAAGAUUUAGAUACGCUCUUGGCUACAUUCUGCUCCUUUCCCUCUCAUGGCUGGCAUACUUUAUAGUUAUUGGAAUGGAAAGCACCGACACAUCUGUGUGGCCAGCAGGAGCUAGCAUAGCAGGAGUUUUUGGAGCAGUCGGGGCAAUGGCUCUCGCAGUUCUCUACUUCACCCACACUGACUAUUACCGCUUCUACGUAUUGCCAACAUCUUUGCUAGUCGCCUCCGUCUUAUGUUUUUUGUCAUUGCUGUUUGUCGCAUUGGUACCCCCUCAGUCGGACCGACUGACCCGGGUAGGACACUUCGCAUUGUGUACGGAGAUCUUACUUCUAAUAUACACAGUGAUACCUAUGCCACUUUACGCCUGCGUAGGAAUAUGUUCUGUGUACUCGUUUUCGUUUGAAUUUCUCACGGCAUAUUUCUACAACGCUAACCAGAUAACACGGUCUACCGACUACGACGAUAUUAGGUCACAUAACGACUCGUCAAAUCAAAGAUUGGAAUGGAUUACUACGGAAAAAUCUGAUGUAAAUAACUCAAACCUACCAACACUUAUCCAUUCACAUAGCAGCUACUUUGCAUCAAAUUUAAGCAACCCUGCAUCAGCAACCCCUUCCAUAAAUUUGGAAGGAGAUGCCUCGACAUGGAUCAUGAGAAUAUUAAUGCAAGUAUCUAUACACCUGAUCGGCCUUCACAUUUUAAUUAUGACGUUUGUUCGUAUGCGUGGUACAUUCAUGAAAGUUGGACAGUCUUUGCUGGUCCGUCGCCAGCUCGAAAUGGAAAAGCAGUUGAAAGAAAAGAUGAUUCAUUCUGUUAUGCCGCCGAAAGUUGCCAGUUGGUUAAUGGAGGAAAGCGAGCGAGAAAGGGAACGGGAGGACUCGUUAAAAAAAGGCUCUAUACCCUCCAACAACUCUGAUAUAAAUUCGCUCUUUCGUCCCUUCAACAUGCACUCGAUGGAAAACGUCAGUAUUUUAUUCGCUGACAUUGUGGGUUUCACCAGAAUGAGCUCCAAUAAAACUGCCGAGGAACUGGUGGCGAUUUUAAAUGAUUUAUUUGAAAGAUUUGACGAGCUCUGCGCUCAUCACGGGUGUGAGAAAAUUUCAACCUUGGGUGACUGUUAUUAUUGUGUCAGCGGUUGUCCAGAGCCGAGAGCAGAUCAUGCAGGAUGUUGCGUAGAAAUGGGUCUUGCAAUGAUCGAGGCAAUAAAGCAAUUUGACAUCGAGAGGCGAGAGGGCGUUAAUAUGCGUGUUGGAGUACACACUGGAACCGUUCUCUGUGGAAUUGUCGGCACAAAGCGGUUCAAAUUUGAUGUAUGGUCUAAUGACGUUACACUAGCAAAUAAACUUGAAAGUACCGGAAAGCCCGGCAGGGUGCAUCUCAGUGAGGCAACAAUGCGUUUUCUUGGAGAUAUAUAUCUAACCGAGGAUGGCGAUGCUGUCAAUGGAGUCAAGUCUUACUUCAUAAGAGGUCGAAAAGCGGAUCUUGUUACACAAUUCAUGACGAACAUUAAUAAAGCGGGCCAAAGUCCAACACCUUCGUCAUCGCCACCAGCACCACACAAUACUCGUCUUCGACUAGCCUCGUGCACCAAUCAAGUAAAAUCUCCACGUCCCCAUUAUUUGCACAUGGUCACAAGCCCCGCAAGCUAUCGGAUAAAAGCAAACUCACUACCCAGUAUACUUGAUUCGGACAACGACGGGGAUACCGGGGAUGAGAAAGAUGACCUCAACAAAAGUCCUACCUCAAUAGCUAGUUAUGGAAAGAAAAAAGUUAAGCAAAAACCUUGGCGAUAUUUACAAAGGCAAAGGACGACAGAGGAAAUGACUCCACUGGAUAAGGGUGAAGGUAGCGAAGAGAUUACACCAUCUGUUAAAUCGUCCCGGGUACCCACUACACAUUACGAGAAAUCUACAAACGGGUAUUAUGAUCAGCUAGCAUUGGCUAAUGGGAUUGAGAGUGAUCCGAUGCCAGUAUCGAAUUUGCUACUUAAUCCAAGCCAAGAUCCAGCGAGUCAAGCACCAUCAAUUUGUAGUAGAAAAGAUUCUGGGAUUCGUAGUACCAGUAGGCGUAGCAGUAUUCAGCAACAGCUGUUCCUGAUGAACGGGAUGGCCCAGGGAGACAUAUUGGGGCACAGGGUCAGUGGUUAUUACACGUCUAGCCAAUCAACGUUAAAUUCUACCCAAGAUCAACCCGCCUCUGCCCCCCAAUAUCCAUCUGCGUCCGUGGUAACAGACAGUUUUGGUGCCUGCUUUCAUAAACUUAGAAAACAAUCCGACCUACAGUUGAUCAGAUGUGUCCAGGACAACGUGAGCUCGCAGCGUUCAUACUUCGUAAAACCCCCAUUGUCGAGCCUAACGCUGUUUUUCAAAAAUAAAGAAUUGGAACAGGAGUACCGGGAAACAGCACACAAGUCCAGCGAAGGUGUUGGCGACAAUCCGCCAACGUUGGCAACAUCCAGAUUCAACACAUAUUUCGACAUAUUAAUAUCAGCUCUGGUGUUUACCUCGGUCACUAUAUCCUUAUUCCUGUUGUAUCCACCUACGACAUACUACAUUGUAUUCUCAACGUUAGCUACUUUAAUCCACCUAUUUGCCGUUUCUUUGUGCAUAAGGCAAAUUUUGCAUCCCAAUACGACGCACACAACGUUUACACAAAAGAUAUUCAAAUUUUUCUCAAAAUGGCAUCCCUGGCAUAUAUGCGGGGGUGUGCUCGUCAGCUUGCCGAUUAUUUCGAUUUUAAUAAACCUCACCCGCGACACGAUUUUCAUGCAACAGAACCAUAUCGAGUAUUACUACAGCUAUUUGGUGUUUGUUGGCUUGGUACAUUUUUGUAAUUUCACGCAACUCAAUUGCUGGAUGAAGAACUUGCUCGUUACGCUUACAGGGUUAGUGUUUAUAGGCUUAAUUGCUACUCACAUAUCUACUUACGACGACCAUGAUGAUGGAAAUCUGUUACCCCAGAAUAACGAAGAACGUCUUUAUGAAUCUGAAAUUUAUUUGGACAUGGUGUUACUUCUCCUUCUCGUAUGGUUUCUCAAUCGUGAAUUUGAAAUCAGUUAUAGACUGAGCUUUCACGGAAAUGCGGUUGCAGCAAGGGACAAGGCUAGGGUUCAGUCAAUGAAGAAUCAGGCUGACUGGCUCCUGCAUAACAUUAUACCAAAGUAUGUAGCCGAUCAAUUAAAGACUACUGCAAAAUAUUCUCAAAACCACAAGUCUGUCGGAAUCAUAUUUGCAAGUAUUGUCAAUUUCAAUGAGCUCUACGACGAAUCUUAUUUGGGGGGAAAAGAAUACCUUCGCGUGCUGAACGAACUUAUUGGCGAUUUUGACGAACUUCUUGAAAAGUCGGAAUUUUCAAACGUGGAAAAAAUCAAAACAAUCGGCAGUACAUUUAUGGCUGCGAGUGGUUUGAAUCCUCAGGUACGGCAACAAAACGAGCACAAGUGCACUCAUUUGUUUCAACUCUUGGAAUUCGCGGUAGCGAUGCAUAAAGUUAUCUACGAUUUCAAUAGAGAUCUCCUUGGAUUUAAAUUGAUAUUAAGGAUUGGAUAUAAUUACGGGGAUGUAACUGCUGGUGUGAUCGGUGCUACAAAGUUGUAUUACGAUAUAUGGGGGGAUGCAGUAAACAUAGCGUCUCGCAUGGAUUCAACUGGUGUUGCAGGAAGAAUACAAUUGGCAAGUAAUUGCUUGGACGUACUUGCAGGGAGAUAUGAUUUCGAACCAAGGGGACAGGUAUAUGUAAAGGGUAAAGAUAAUAUGGAUGUGUUUUUAUUGAUCGUCAAAGGUGCGGAAGGCGAUAGUUGAAAGUUAUUAAUAAAUGUUUUCGAUGAUAUUUUAAGGUAAAAGUUAUUCAAUCCUUACUGUGAAUCUAAGUUUCACUGACCCAGGUGUCCGAUUUCUUUCACCAGCCCAGCGUCCGUUGCAUCGGGAGAUGUUUGUGCAAGAGACGCCAAAGCUCGAAUAGGGUUGUCACGAAUUACAACUUUCAGGAUCUCCUAAUUAACUCAGGUUGUGCAUGCAAAAAUUUUGCCAUUUUCGUAUGACUGUAGUAGCGAUAGCUUACAUUAUGCGACAGUAAUGUUCAUUCCAAGUAAAACUAUCUCAGAUAGUAAAGGAGUGGUACCUUGGCUCUUGCUGUGGCAUUCCAGGAAAGCGUGGAUCUCAUUUGCAAAUUGCAACAUGAAUUAAGUUUAAGCAUCGAUGACUGGUAGAAAAAAGUAGAUUGUCACAAUAAGUGAGCAAGUAGUUCUAAGAAUGUCGACACAUUUUUAAUUCCGAGUUUUUCCAGGUUUAUAACAACCCUGAGAACCUGUACCAAGGAAAGAACUACCUUGUACCUUAAACCUUACACGUAGUGCAUACAACCUUGCUCAAUUGUAUCGAUCGGUCUAUAAAUUUAUCAGAUCAUUAGUGUUUUUUUUUCAUCUGUAUGGUUCGAAAGAGUUCCUACGUGAAUAUUCCUUCCAAUUUUCCUAUGAGAUGAGUUUGUGUGUGUGCAUGUAUCUGCCUGUGGCUGCGUGAUGCUGGGCACAUGGCAUACUUUUGCUUUUAUAUUUCCGGGUGUCGCUUUGCAAGACUAUAUAUUCUGUGGUCACAUUGUCUCUAGUUUCAAAUGGCUGUCAUUACUAUUGGAAGACUCGAAGGUUCAUUUGUUUCCAAUAUAGAAAAACAUCAUCUUGGAAUUGGGUAAUCUGAGCGCCUCUAUUGUUAUCAAGCCACGGACAUCCAGUGUAUUAUCACGAGUCCAAUUGCUGGGAUUUUUUUCUAGAUAGGAGUACAGAUGGGAGUUCAAAAAACGUUGAACAGAUAUUUAAAAAUUUAGUUCAACAGAGUGAUAAAAUUCUAUUGGUGCGUAAUAUAUGUAUGUACAAUUAUUCUUCAAAUCUGACAUCAAUGUCAAGGCGAAGAAUAUUAUAAUUACAAAAGUGCCUUGAAGAUUAUGACAACUUUGAAAGUUAGAUAAUUACGACAUAUUCACUUCUUCAGCUUGACAAUAUUAUCAGAUUUACACAUGUAUUAUUACAGUCUGCAAUGAAAUGAAGCCUAUCGCAAAUACCUUAACGGUUUUUCAUUCAUUUCAAAUAGAAACUAUAGUACAACUAUGCAGAAUAGAAUUCAGUUGCAUGAAAUUAAUUGUGAUUCUAAAUAGGCUGCACUGACUGCGGCGAUACAUGUAUUUCAGAUUCGCCCAUAACCAGUAUUUGUUGAAAAGUGACAAAAAUACACUCGCUGCAGUCAAUGCAUCCCAAAUGCAAUCGCCGCAAGUACAUACCUAUUGUAGCUUCAAAAUAAGACCAAUAAAACGAUUUAUGAUGAUUGAAGCGUAUAAUAGUACUAUUUAUGUCUGUGUAUGCUGAGGCAAUAAACUGUAACUAAAUACUCAAUUGUAAAGUUUAUGCUUUUUAUGAAUAUAUGUGUGAUGUGUAAUAAUAUGUACAUAUAAUGAGGUUGGAGGCUAGGUCAAUUGAUCUAUCAAAAUGUGGGAUCAUGUACCUGAGUCACACGCGUUCUGUGUAAUUAUUAUAUAAGUUAGCUACAAGACAGAUUAACGAGAUUUGGAAUGGCCAGUAUUCAUUUUCACAGUUCUCAUUUUUAUUGCUAGUCCGACAGUAGAGAUUAGGAUACCCGCUGGACGUGUACCAAAAUGGCCCAUAUUUAAUCACAGUAAACAUUUAAUCACUCAAACGUUCUUCUGCGCAUCGUUCCAUAUUUUGACAUGAUUAAUAUGUAACAUGAGCUGUGAUCGUGCCUGUAAUACAAAUGUAAAGGAAUGUUUAUUUUGUAUAGUGUAAAUUCAACUAAUAUAUCCAGAUAUGUGUGGCUAGUUUGUAAUGCGAAUAAUUAGAUAAUAUAUUUUUUAAAAAUGCACAAUCUCAUUUGUAUUUUCCUGCCCCCUUCCGUGAUUUGAACA
This is a messenger RNA of Neodiprion virginianus, 6574 nucleotides long. RefSeq names its product adenylate cyclase type 9 (gene Ac13E). Gene Ontology annotation, molecular function: adenylate cyclase activity. Bases 400 to 4467 code for a protein of 1355 amino acids. The transcript is spliced from 8 exons. NCBI's taxonomy places the organism in Eukaryota, Metazoa, Arthropoda, Insecta, Hymenoptera, Diprionidae. Gene Ontology annotation, biological process: intracellular signal transduction; cyclic nucleotide biosynthetic process; adenylate cyclase-activating G protein-coupled receptor signaling pathway. The record is from RefSeq and is a predicted model, not a curated record.